This is a messenger RNA of Lathyrus sativus (Indian pea), 3078 nucleotides long. The record is from the annotation of a GenBank genome assembly. NCBI's taxonomy places the organism in Eukaryota, Viridiplantae, Streptophyta, Magnoliopsida, Fabales, Fabaceae.
AUGGCGGAGCGUGCUUCGUACGAAUUGGGUCCUCGAUUAGAUAUUCAGCAAUUACAAUUUGAAGCCCAGCAUCGGUGGUUACGACCUGCAGAAAUUUGUGAAAUUCUUCGUAACUAUCGCAUGUUUCAUAUCACAUCAGAACCUCAUAUAAGGCCACCAAGCGGUUCACUUUUUCUUUUUGACCGGAAGGUUUUGAGGUACUUUAGAAAGGAUGGGCAUAAUUGGAGAAAGAAAAAAGAUGGGAAAACUGUGAAAGAAGCUCAUGAAAAAUUAAAGGUGGGAAGUGUUGAUGUGUUACAUUGUUACUACGCACACGGAGAAGAAAAUGAAAAUUUUCAAAGGCGAAGCUAUUGGAUGCUUGAACAGGAUACACAUAUAGUAUUUGUCCACUACUUGGAAGUUAAGGGUAACAAGUCAAAUACUGGAGGAAACACUGAUAGCAAUGGGGUCAUAUCAGAUUCUCAAAAGGUCAAUUCUCCGUCGUCUGGCUUUCCCACAAGUUAUAAUAGUGUGCCUUCACUGAGUACAGAUUCCAUGAGCCCAACUAGCAGCAUGACAUCUUUGCGUGAAGAUGCCGAUUCAGGUGAUCAUGGACAGUCAUCAGUUUCUGGAACGGAAUAUAUCCCACAUUUUGACAGAGAAAAAAAUCGGGGAAAUGAUGCUACUUGUAUUGAUGGCUUGAAAGUACAUGGCCUGACAUCAUGGGACACAGUCUUGCAUGCGGAUCCUUCUCUCGUAUCAUUUCCUUCCAUCCCAUCUAGUUCACUGGCAAACAUCCUUGCCCAAGAACAUAACAUCUUGGGUGACUUUUCAAUGAGCAGAAGUGAUCUCACUAUUGGAGCUGGGAGCUCUCAGCCUCUCCAAUCAAAUUGGCAGAUUCCUUUUGAAGACAACCCAGGACACAUGCCAACCUUUACCCAAUCAUUGAGUUUGGAAUUUGAAUCUGAUUAUGGAACUGGUUUACUAGGGAAUGAAGAUCAUAAUAAAAGUUCUGAAAUUAACCCUGUCAUGUUCAGUUUUCACGGUGAGCCAGAAGAGAAGCUUGCACAGCGAAACUAUCUGGAAGAGAAGGUAGACGGACAACAGCAAGAUGACCUCAAGUCCAAUUCUGCAAGUGAAGUUCCUAGCGAAGAAACUGUUAGCUAUCCCUUAUCUGUGAGGCGCACAUUAUUGGAUAGGGAUGAGAGCUUGAGGAAGGUUGAUAGCUUCAAUCGAUGGAUUACUAAAGCACUUGGUGAGGUGGAUAAUUUGAAUAUGCAGUCCUCAAGUGGUAUUUCAUGGAGUACAGAUGAAUGUGGGCAUGUGAUAGAUGAUACCUCACUGAGCCCAUCGCUGUCUCAGGACCAACUAUAUAGCAUAAAUGAUUUUUCACCUAAAUGGGCUUGUGCUGAGUCGGACACUGAGGUGUUGAUUAUUGGAUCGUUUUUGAGAAGUCAAUCAGACGCGACAACUUGUAACUGGUCCUGUAUGUUUGGGGAAGUUGAGGUUCCUGCUGAGGUUGUAGCUAAUGGAAUUCUGUGCUGUCAAGCUCCUCCUCAUAAGGUUGGCCGGGUCCCUUUCUAUGUAACAUGUUCCAAUAGGUUAGCUUGCAGCGAAGUGCGCGAAUUUGAUUUCAGAGAGGGAUAUUCUAGAAAUGUAGAUUAUGCCGAUUUUUUCAACAGUUCAGCUGGCAUGCUGCUUCAUUUGCGACUGGAGGAGUUUCUUUCUUCAAAACCAACACACCCUUCAAAUCAAACCUUUGAGGGCAGUGCAGAGAAAAUGAACCUAAUUUCUAAGCUUAUUUCACUAAGAGAGGAAGAAGAAUAUUCAAGUAAGGAAGAGCAGUCUCUGUUUCACAAGCAGGUUAAAGAGAAACUGUACUCGUGGCUGCUUCAUAAGCUAUCCGAGGGUGGUAAAGGGCCAAAUGUGUUGGAUAAGGAUGGACAGGGCGUGCUACAUUUAGCAGCUGUUCUUGGUUAUGACUGGGCAAUAACUCCAAUUUUAACUGCUGGAGUUAGUAUCAACUUCCGUGAUGUGAACGGAUGGACAGCUUUGCAUUGGGCGGCAUCUUGUGGCAGAGAGCGGACAGUUGCUGUCCUUGUAUCCAUGGGUGCAGAUUGUGGUGCAUUGACGGAUCCAUCUCUAGAGUUUCCUUCAGGUAGAACAGCUGCAGAUCUCGCCUCUAGCAAUGGGCACAAAGGACUCUCUGGUUUUCUAGCGGAGUCUUCAUUAACAAGCCACCUUGAAACCCUCACAGUGGAUGAUCAACAAAAAGGUGGUAAGCAAGAAGUUACAGGAAUGAAAACAGUACAGACAGUUUUGGAGCGAACUGCAACACCUGUGGUCUAUAAUGAUAUGCCUGAUGCCCUCUGUCUUAAGGAUUCUCUAACCGCUGUCCGCAAUGCUACACAAGCUGCCGAUCGCAUACAUCAAGUAUUCAGAAUGCAGUCCUUUCAGAGGAAGCAGUUAACUCAGAAUGAGGAUGAUGAGUUUGGUUUGUUAGAUCAGAGGGCUCUUUCCCUACUAAGUUCUAAGUCGUGCAAAUUAGGACAAGGAGAUGGUUUAUUCAAUACCGCUGCAACUCAAAUACAGAAGAAGUUUCGUGGUUGGAAGAAGAGGAAAGAGUUCUUGAUCAUUCGUCAAAGAAUUGUUAAAAUCCAGGCCCAUGUUAGAGGUCACCAGGUAAGGAAGCAGUAUAAAACUGUCAUUUGGUCUGUGGGAAUCCUGGAGAAGGUUAUAUUACGAUGGAGACGCAAGGGUAGUGGUCUACGUGGGUUUCGACCAGAAGCCCUUAAUAAAGCCCCCAGUCAACAAAAUGAUUCUCCGAAAGAAGAUGAUUAUGAUUAUCUAAAGGAAGGACGAAAACAAAAAGAGGAAAAGAUCCAAAAGGCCCUUUCUAGGGUGAAGUCCAUGGUUCAGUAUCCGGAAGCACGGGCCCAAUACCGGCGCAUGCUAAAUGUUGUCGAAGACUUCCGUCAAAAGAAGGACUCUAACAUGGGUUUGAUCAGUUCUGAAGAGACAGUUGAUGGUGUAGAGGAUUUGAUUGAUAUUGAUAUGCUUUUAGAUGAUGAGAAUUUCAUUCCCAUAGCAUUUGAUUGA